UCGGGCGCCAGCUCUGGGCGGGGCCCUGCGGUUGUGACAGGCUCCUCCUCCCUAGCUCCUCCCCCCACCCCCGGGCGGGCCCUCAUGCACUAACUGUGCUCCUCCGGGCCCCUGCGCCUUCUCCCAGCCAUGGUGGCCUGGCACACCGCUUUCCUCGUUUGCUUCGUUUUCUCCUUGGCCACCCUGGUCCAGAGAGGAAGUAAUUUUGACUUCACUGGUGAAUUAGGCGAUGGAGAUGAUGGCCGUCAGAAACCAGGUGCAGGAGGAAGAGAGAGAUGGAGUCAUGCCACCACUACCACAACUAGAAGGCCAGGAACAACUAGAGCACCAUCAAAUCCUAUGGAAACAGGUGAUUUUAACUUGGCUGAUGCCUUGGAUGAUCAAAAUGAUCUAGAUGGCCGCAAAAAACCAAACACAGGAGAAGGAGGAGGUUUUUCAGACAAGGAUCUUGAGGACAUACUAGGAGGUGGGGAAUACAAACCUGAUAAGAAUAAAGGUGAUGGUGGUUAUGGCAGCAACAAUGACCCUGGAUCUGGCAUGUCAACAGAAACUGGGACCAUAGCAGGUGUGGCCAGUGCCCUGGCCAUGGCCCUGAUUGGAGCUGUAUCCAGCUACAUCUCCUACCAGCAAAAGAAGUUUUGCUUCAGCAUUCAGCAUGCAGCAGAAGGGCAAGAAGGUCUCAAUGCAGACUACGUGAAGGGGGAGAACCUGGAAGCUGUUGUGUGUGAGGAACCCCAAGUGACAUACUCAAUACAAGAAACACAGUCUGCAGAGCCACCACCAUCUGAGCCACCCCGGAUCUGAGGCCCUGUUCAGUGGCAGGUGCACAGGAAGGGUGCCACUGUUUGUGACCCAGCUCCAGAUUUCAUUUGCUGACCCUUUCUUCAAGUUUCUUCCCAUGCCACCGGCUUCUUAUUGUACCGAGUUUUCUGGACAAGCCUUAGGGGUUUAUGAGUGUA
This is a messenger RNA of Phodopus roborovskii (desert hamster), 959 nucleotides long. RefSeq names its product CD99 molecule like 2 (gene Cd99l2). The record is from RefSeq and is a predicted model, not a curated record. The transcript has 10 exons. NCBI's taxonomy places the organism in Eukaryota, Metazoa, Chordata, Mammalia, Rodentia, Cricetidae. Bases 130 to 804 code for a protein of 224 amino acids.